UUUCAAUUGAACACACUAUUAUUAGCUAUUUAAAGCAAAACAAAGAACUGAUCAAUGUCUUUUUUUAAUUAGUCCUCAUCAACGGAUGUUUUUUAGAAUAGAUAACUUAAUUAUUAAUAAAACUGAGGACCAGAUACAAAUUCGCCAUAACAAAAGGCUCCAAAGGGUGAGACUCAGAGCUGGAUUCAUGCUUACAAGCGGACUGUCUUGCUAACCCCGCAAUGUGGUAGGCUCCAUACAUAACAAUGUUGUCCCUGCUACUAAAAGGGGAAUGAAAACACAAAACAGAGUUCUGAACUGAUGAAAAAACAGAAAUAUAAUAUAAUCCAAUUUGGCCAGCCACUGGCUGGCAAGGAAGUAGCAGUUUGACCAGCCCCCGCUAAAGGAACAAUCGUCGAGACCUCGCAUUUUCCAGCUAAUGGCGGUGCUGUCCGGGCAGCACCGCCACUUCCAAGUUUUUUGAGAACGCGUCAUCGACAUCCAUGCUCUCCUAUGUCCCCACCUCUCUGUCUGUCUUAGUGACCCUACGCUUUCUGGGCGCAUCACUAGAUUUAGCAAUCUCCUUCCCCUUUGACAAGAGUCUCUCCACCAAGUAGCUUUCCCGUUCCCUUGUUUCUCUAUCAGUCUCCACUAGUUUUCCUUGCCUAUAACCUUGUUUAUUAUUGCUAGGAACAAGCCAUCUGUUCCCCAGGUGCAUUCCUCCCCGCCGCAUAUCAACCCUCAGCCAUGGCCCAUACAGGUUUUCUCCAAUUCCCAACCCGCUAUGUGGAUUGGAUGGACAAAAACGGUCAGUGUGGCCUAGGAUCCCCCACAGAAAACAAAAGUUCGGGAGUCUUUCAUAUUUAAAAUUUGCCCAAAUCUAGUCAUCCUCCUCAUGUCUAACCUGUUGGCGUCGGACUAAAGCCAUGGUAACGUUCAAACUGACCCUUAUACGCAUAACCAGCCUUUGCUUGCCACCAGAAGAGCUCUCAUCCAAUUGCACAAAUGAGCCUAACAAGAAUUUGGAAUCCUCAAUUUCAUCAAUCGAGACCCCUUUCACUGGUCGCCAAACCAUAGUCAUAGUUUGGCACAAAGAAACAGCACGAACAGGUUUAUCAGACACGACUUUGGCCACCACCGCUAGAUUGAAACCUUCUGGAAUUUCACCCCGUUCUCAAUCGGGUCAGCCACAAUCACUAGCCCCCUGUUUUCUUCCUUUGAUAACAUAUUCACGUUCUUCGAAAUCAUACCCAUUUCAACCCAAAUCGGAAAUCACCGAUGCAAACAAAUCGGAGAUAAAACGAAACACAAACGAAACCUCCCAACAAAUAACUACACACGAACAACCAAAUAGAACAAAAUCAUAGCAAACUCUCGACCAAAUCAAGCCGGACAGAACCAUAGAACAAACGCCCGGAAAAAGAAAAGUUUGGACGAAAUCGCCAAUUAAAAACUAUCAAACCUGCCAUAAGGCUUCCCGCAACCCAUGUGGUGAAAACCCCAAAUUUAUAGUAUUCACCCCCAAAUGAAGUGCAACCCAAGCAAAAAAUUGUAUAUGAGGAAGCCAUCGUGUGUAUAGGAAACCUUGGGGAGGGAUAGCUAAGACCUUCAUUCACUCUUAUUCUU
This is a messenger RNA of Cuscuta epithymum, 1605 nucleotides long. The record is from the annotation of a GenBank genome assembly. NCBI's taxonomy places the organism in Eukaryota, Viridiplantae, Streptophyta, Magnoliopsida, Solanales, Convolvulaceae.